Molecule: messenger RNA, 2337 nt
Organism: Tribolium castaneum (red flour beetle)
Lineage: Eukaryota; Metazoa; Arthropoda; Insecta; Coleoptera; Tenebrionidae
Product: sodium-independent sulfate anion transporter
Exons: 7
Coding region: 181-2118 (645 amino acids)
Biological process (GO): transmembrane transport
Cellular component (GO): plasma membrane
Molecular function (GO): sulfate transmembrane transporter activity
Source: RefSeq, a predicted model, not a curated record
CUUUCCAGUCGGUUUAGUUCAGUCUAGUGGCAAAGUUGGUCGCGAGUAGCUCGUGAAAGCAGUUCGGGCACAUCUGACUUAAGUUAAGUGGACUUAGGGUGGAAAGGCUUUCGGCGCAAAACAUGUCGGAAAUAAAUAGCAAUUAAGCCGAAUGUCAACAACAUCCCAUGACCUUGCACCAUGACCAAAUACAGCAUGAACGACACGAACUCCACCACCGGGAGCCAAGUCACCCUGACCUCCUACAUGAUUGGGGAAAAUCUCGACGAGAAAGACACCAAGGGGAUCACCGUGCUUGACCUGCCGCAAGAGCGGAAAACCCCCUCGCCUGGGUUUGCCAAGUGGGUGAAGAACCGGGCCAGGAGGGGCUGCACCAGGAAGCUGGUCUACAAGAGGGUGCCCAUUUUGACGUGGUUGCCCAAAUACAACGUCAGCACAGCCGUCGCUGACCUGGUGGCCGGCUUCACCGUCGGGCUCACGGUGAUUCCCCAGGGAAUCGCCUAUUCGAACGUGGCCGGCCUGCCGCCACAAAUAGGCCUUUAUUCCUCCUUCAUGGCCUGCUUCGUCUACACCAUCUUCGGCAGCUGCCGGGAGUCGCCCAUUGGGCCUACGGCCAUCGCUGGGCUCCUCACCCGGGAAAACACCCAUGGCAUGGGUGUCAGCGGCGCCGUCCUCUUGUGCUUCCUCAGCGGCUGUGUGGAGUUCCUCAUGGGCCUCCUCCAGCUGGGUUUUUUGAUCGAUUUCAUCUCAGGCCCGGUGUCCAUCGGGUUCACGUCAGCGGCCGCCAUCAUCAUCGCCACGACCCAAGUCAAAGACGUCCUAGGCCUGGAUUAUCCAGGAGGGAAGUUCCUGCAAGUUUGGGAGCAAAUUUUCCAGCACAUUACUGAGACCAGGCUCUGGGACUGCAUUCUGGGCCUGACUUGCAUGGCCGUGUUGCUGAUUUUGAGGAGCAUCAAGGACCUCAAAAUAGGGCCGCAGGACGUGAAGGAGCGCCGGCCCAUUCACGACUUCGCCACCAAGUUCAUCUGGCUGAUAUCAACCGCGCGCAACAUUUUCGUAGUUGUGCUGUCGGCCCUUCUGGCCUACUUCUUCGAAGUGCACGGUUCGCAGCCCUUCAUCCUCACCGGAUUCAUCAAACCCGGACUCCCGGAGUUCAAGCCGCCCCCGUUCGAGAUGCGGAUCGACAACACAACGUACAACUUCGUCGACAUGUCCUCGGCCCUCGGUUCGGCCCUUUUGGUCGUGCCCUUGUUGUCGAUUUUGGAAAACAUCGCCUUGGCCAAAGUUUUCGCUGACGGGAAAACCAUCGACGCAACCCAGGAAAUGUUGGCUUUGGGGAUCUGCAACAUUGCGAGUUCUUUCGUCCAGUCGAUGCCUGUCUCGGGGGCGUUGUCCCGGGGGGCUGUCAACCACGCCAGUGGGGUUAAAACGACCUUUGGCGGGGUCUACACUGGAAUCAUUGUAAUUCUAUCCUUACAUCUCUUCACUCCUUAUUUCUCUUAUAUUCCCAAAGCUUCCCUAGCUGCUGUCAUUAUCGCCGCGGUGGUGUUUAUGGUCGAGUUUCACGUCAUUAAGCCAAUUUGGCGCACUAAGAAGUCCGAUUUAAUACCCGCCUGUACAACAUUCGUUUGUUGCCUGUUUUUGCGUCUAGAAAUCGGGAUUGUAGUGGGAGUUGGGAUUAAUCUAAUCUUCCUGCUGUAUGCAACAGCACGGCCGUCAGUUCACGUGGAAAAAGUUUCGGCGUAUUCUGGGUGCGACUAUCUCCUAAUCACCCCCGACCGAAGCCUGACUUUUCCCUCAGUCGAGUAUGUCAGGACUGUGGUGUCUAAAGCCGGAGUCAAACAAGGCUCAAGUUCGAUUCCCGUGGUCAUAGACGCGAGGCAUAUACAGGGUGCUGAUUUUACAGCAGCGCGAGGGAUCAAGUCGCUGAUUGAAGAUUUUCACAAAAGGAAGCAACCGAUUUUGUUCUACAAUUUGAAACCGAGUGUCAUAAGUACUUUUCAAGGUGUUCAACCCAAAGACUUUAUUUAUUGUGAAACUUACUUCGAAUUGAACGAACUCUUGAAGCGCUAUUCGGGCAAGUCCGAAUCGAUUUCGAUACAAAAUAGUGAUAAUUAAUAGUGAUUGUGAUAAGUAGGGAUCAAUGAUUUAGACAGUGACAAAUGACGAAUUUUAUAGAGUAUUAAGUACCUCACAAGUCUACUGUAGUUUAGAUUACUUUAGUGUUACGAAAUGUGAUCUUGAUUUUAGUUAAGAAAUUAUUUUUUAAAUGAUAAUUUUAUUGUCCUGUUGUAAUAUUAUUUUGUAUAAGCCGUUCAAUAAAUUUUUUAAAUUGAA